Messenger RNA from Linum tenue, 924 nucleotides. The record is from the annotation of a GenBank genome assembly. Lineage: Eukaryota; Viridiplantae; Streptophyta; Magnoliopsida; Malpighiales; Linaceae.
AUGAUCACAACGACACCAACGCGGCUGGAAUUCGCACCGCCACCGUUACCGUCGCCCCCAGCUGCGAUUUCCGCGGAGAUGGGUCUCGCACUCGUAGAUUCGAAAUUAUAUGCUUUUGGUGGUAAUGACUUUAAUACCUCUCCUAAUGGUAUUGACGAUAGUGACGACGAUGGCUUCCCGUACCGGAAAUACCCGCGAGAUCUGUACGUCUGCGAUCUGGGAACGGACCCCGACAUCCAAAAGCAACCCCUCGAGUUCAAGCAAUACGCAGGCCGUCUGAAGGGACCCAAGGUCAAGCCGAUCCACGUUCCUUACAAGGAUGACAAGAUUUUCAUAUUGUCGAGCGCUUAUAACCCCUGGUCGUUCAGAGGUCCGAACCCCGACCUGACCUCUCUGCUCCUUGUGAGGCGUGAACGUCAUCGCCCCUUUGAUACCAUCCUUGUUAAGUUCAUGUCAAAUGCUUCGGCAAGUUAUGCUGAUCUGCUGCAGCAGGAACACAAGAUUAGGGAAUUGUGUGCUCUUUCUGAGUUAGCGUCGCGUCUACCAUCUGAUUGUCUAUAUGGGGACGCAAUGGUGGUUCCUUUUGGAGAUGGUGAUGUCUACUGUCUCUUUCUCUGGUGGGGACUUAAUCCGUUCCAAAUGAAGAACCAGUUCAAGGUUUACAAGUUUAAAUUGGUUGAUGAUAAUGGUGGUUGUGAAAUCUUAGGCGCGAGACGGGUGUUUGGUGAAGGAGCUGGAUUGCUCAGCCAUGUGAAAUCUUUGCAUCGGAUUCUCUCUAUAGUGUGCCUUUGCAAGGUGCUGAGCUCAUCUCUUGUUUUGACUAGUUGGGAGAUUUUGGCACGCCGGUCUCAGGGCAAUGUGAUUGCAGGGCUCCAAAAUUUCCAGGGCUACUUGUGGAGGAUUGGCCAUGCCGCUUGUAGCUGA